Durusdinium trenchii is the source of this 3830-nucleotide messenger RNA. Lineage: Eukaryota; Dinophyceae; Suessiales; Symbiodiniaceae. The record is from the annotation of a GenBank genome assembly.
CCCGGAUUUGACCCACAGUCAAACACUUCGUCUCGCAGACGCAAUCCUCUAGAAGUUCCCAGAAACCACUCUUGCAACUGCCUGAUGGACUCGCGGCCGGCUCAAGCAUUUUUAAGGGUGAGUUACCGCACUCACUUGGUAUCGGGCACACAUUGGUCCUGCGGGCGCGGACCAGACCAUGAACUACCCAUUCUUGCGCGUACUCUGCAUGAUUUUCCCCUUGGUGGGCUCAGAGUCGUGCUUUGACGACGGAGUACCUGAAGAGGAGCGCAAGUUGCUCGUGAAUGGGAAGGAAAAAUACCCCUUGGGCUUUUGGGUGAAUGAUUGGUCUGCCGGCCAUGCGACGGUACAGAUGAUGCGAAUCCUCGUCGAGGAGAAGAUGGGCUUCAAGGUGGAAGAGAAAGGCCCAGGACCCUCCACUCCAGACGCCUUCUAUGCCAUUGCAGGGUGCAAAACUCCCACGAAUCCCAAUGACCGUGGUUGUCGAGAGCAGACCACCACGUAUGUGCAUCUCUCCAUGGAGGGUUGGACUGCAGGAUACAGUGGCGCUUGGAACGAGCUGCAGAGCAACUUCCCUUCGAUGGCCCCCAGGAACGUGGGAAAUUCCGGAUACUUUGGCGCUGCUUCGAUCUACAUUGGUGUCGAUGUUCAGGAGAGAGCCUAUGAGCAGGAGGGUUUGUCCUUGGAUUUCUACCGAGACUACAACGUUUCUUGGAAGGCUCCAGCCAAGUACUUUGCAUCGCCCAAUGAUGUGGACACCACCAGGUUAAGGGCAUGCAACGACACCAACCUCGUUGAUUCGGCACAAAUGCAAUUAUAUGCGACGAUCACCGGAGACACCGAUGGUAUCGUGAAUCAAGGAGAUGAAGUGCAUGGCAAGUGUUGCGCUGGAUAUUUCUGGUGCUCGCCAGCGUGCCGCCACAACAGCAGCCAGUGCCUUUUGUACUUCACGGGCGGCCUUGGUUGGUCGAUGUCUGAGCAAAUGCAGAAGGCGACGAUCUUCAAUAUGCCGUUGGCAGUGGCUGUCGCCGCAUCUUGGAACGAGUUUGUCUCUUUGCCCAUGGAUUAUACGAGUACCUUCUAUUGGUGGCAGCCGGACCCCACAUUCCUGAGGAAGCAACCCAAGAAGAUCAUCUUCCCACCUCAUGAUCCGCUCGGUUGGGCCAGAGGAGAUCGUAGAUCCAGUGUGGAGACCUUUUCGAUCGACAAAUACACAAGCCAGGACCUGAAUUCAUUGGCCCCUGAAGUAGAAGAGUUCAUGAAGGCUGUGAGCAUCAGUAUCACCGACGUGGACGAGGUAAUGUUGGAUCAGCUGCGUCCCAAUUCCACUUACUUCGAUGCAGCUUGCCGCUGGCUGAAACGUAAUGAAGAACGCUGGCAGUCAUGGCUGCCGGACCCGACGAAGUGCUUUGCGCAUUUUGGUAUGUACAACACGAACAGCGGGCAAUUCGUGGAGAGCCGCAUCGAUCCAACGUACGUGGAAUGCCAACCAUGCCCCUCCGGUUUCUUCUCUUUGCCAAUAUCCGACGACAAGGGCCACACAUACAUUUGCCGAGCGUGUCCUGCUGGGAGUGCUCAGGCAGAAGGUGCCUCCCUUUCAUGCGAUCCUUGUGCUCAGGGUGAGUAUCAGGAUGAGUUUGGGCAGGCAGCAUGCAAGAAGUGCGUUGUGGCAACCUAUCAGGAUGAGACCGGCCAGUCGAGAUGCAAAGAAUGCCCUGCUGGCACCAAAACGCUGGGCUUUGGCUCUCUCUCGGUUCAGGCUUGUGGAUGCAAAGAGAAUACGAUUGACACGUCUGGGAACAAUGACAUAGAGACCUUUGACUGCGUUCCCUGUGGUCAGGGACUCACGUGUCCAUUUUCUGCGAGCAUUUCUACACUACAGUCAGGGGAGUCUGCACUCGGAGAUGAGUAUGUGCCCAAGGUCUUGCCAGGCUACGUUGCAGAGCCCGACGAUCCCCUGGCCCUCUAUGAAUGCCAAACGGCACAUCAAUGCCCGGGAGGCACACCCGGCACCUGCGCUGGUGGCCUUGAGGGUAAGGUGUGUGGUCGCUGCCCUGCAGGACAAGCCAAGACCGACGAAGGUUGCCUGGAAUGUGAUGCCGGGACCAUCGUAGGCUUGGUCGUGGCAGCGGUGGUGAUAUGCUGCACUUUGCUGGUGUCUUAUUAUUUGGUGAAUUUUGAUGCGAAAGUGAAAGCUUCCGCUGUGGACACCGGAGCCAUGAGCUUGGUUUUGAUUGCGCACGUGGUCCAGACCAUUGCCAUCAUGGGGAUGAUGUCACCAAGGUGGUCGCCGGGCGUCAAAAGCGCCACCUCGACGAUGCAAGUGUUCGUGCUGGAUGUAGAUCGCUUCAACGUCAACUGCAUCGCAGGCUCCGAACCUCUCUCAAGCUACACGUUGGAAGUCUUGAUGUUCCCGUCCUUCGCGAUCUUCUUGCUGGUGGCCUGGGGUCUCUCGAAAGUCCUGGGCACGAGGCGCUGGGAGUUCUCCAAGACCUUCAACACGAUCGGCGUUUUUCUGCAAACGGGCUUCGGCACCAUGGGUGCUGUAGCAAUGAAGCCCCUCACAUGCUACUUGCACCCGAAUGGGCUCCGCAGUCUGUUGAAGUACCCCAGCGUGAUCUGUGGCGAGGGCGAUCACUCUGCCAUGCUUGUGCUUGGAGUUGUUUUGCUGUCCAUAUUUGUGAUCGGCUUCUAUGCCCUUUGCAUGCUGGCGGCAUGGAAACUCCCCUACUGGAGCACUCAAUCACAUCACCGAGUGCGAGCCUUCAAGUUUCUCACAGGGAAGUUCUGCCCGAAUUCCUGGUGGUUCGGCCUGCUCCUGUUGGCGCGUUCUUGUGGCUUCAGCAUGGCCCUGGUCAUAGCGACUGACAGUGCAAGUGAACAGACCGCCAUUGCCACCAUCAUCCUUCUGAUCUAUUUUGGCACCCAGGUGAGGAUGAGACCAUGGAAAGCCCCAGUGGUGAACGUUGUGGACAUGUUGGUGAGCACGUCUUUGCUCUUGUUGAUUGGCUCAGCCAUCAAGAAGGACAACCUUCUGGAGUCUCAGUUCGUGGAUGGCUUUAGCAGCGUGAUUCUGUGGUUCAUCGGUGCAUGCUUGGGCUGCCUUCUUCUGGUGAUUCCCAUUUCGCUGGCCUUCUCUCAUGUGGGACACGUCCGCGGACGCUUCAUCGACCUGAGCCUCCAGAAUCCGACAAAGGUCUCCGCAGCAUUGUUGGAGUGUGCCAAGCAGUUGGCACUACUGGAACAGUCUAACUUGGAAUUGAUGCUGAAGCACAUCCAUCCUUACGACUUGGAGGCGCUGGCCCUUGCCAUCACUGCUUUGGAGGCUGAGGAGAUUACGAACUCGUGUGGCUCGCAGCUGGUUCCACGGGUGAAAACCACCAGCACAAGAUCCAUGACCUCGAAGAACGCAAAGAAACCGGAGAAACCAUCCGAGCUUGAAGAGGCGGCCGAGGCGGAUGGUGAAGGAGCAAUUGCGGAGAUGCAAAGCAUCAGCAACGAUGUUGAGAGCAUCGUCACCGACAACGACCCAGAGCUGGAAGAGGUGGUCAAAGUCUAUUUGGACUAGACCUCCGCGCCCAUGCAAAGCAUGCUGUGCCGCUGGAGGCCGCUGGGCCACAGCCGCGGUGGUUGUGGGCCACAUUCCUUUUCUGACAUUGGACGCUUUUUCAAAUCUUUAGAGGUGAAAGAUGACCUGCCACCAAAACAAAUGCGGCAAAGACCGAGGACUGACGUUGAGCCUCCUGAAGGACACCAGGUUGCAAGCAAUCAUGCAUAAAUGCAUCGUGAUACCCUUGCAACUUGCAACAAACUGGCCAAGCCUGUGUCAA